GAAUCGCCGGCUUCUUUGCGGUCGUGGUCUUUGGUGGCCCCGGCCUCGAACGAUGUUGCUCGCGAGCUUUCUUUUGCAGACCUGCAGCCUGAUGCUUUUCCUCCGGCUCCUUUGCCGGGGCCCUUGGACGUGGUUGCAGGUCUUCCUUUGAGAGCCUUCUUCGACAUCAUCGUCUUCGCCUUUGCCCCGGCAGCAUCGUAUGCGAUCCGGUCCUUUGCGGUGACCGGUGGCAGGAGCACCUUUGCCGCCGCAGCCUCGGCUGCAGCUUCGCCCGAGCCUUCAUUUCGCACCUCUUCGGGUACCCUGGAAAAGGAAUGGUUGCAGGUCCGCGGUCUUUGGAGUCGGGUUGUGCCCUGGCUGCUUCCUUUGAGCUCCUUCUUGCAGGAACUCCUCGCCAAGGCGAAUUGCAACGAGCUUCUUGAGCUGGUUUGGCGCCGGAACUCAGCUACCACUGUGAAGCGCUACCUGCAGUCGCUUUUUCGAGUUUUCUCGAUGCUGGAGGAUUUGGAGGUUCCUUUUCCCUCUUUUUCACAGCUUCAGCUGCACGACGCUGUUCUUGCUUUGCACCGCACCUUUGACGGUAGCCUCACCUUCGGCGAUAACGUGCUCAAGGCUUUGCGCUGGUCUCAGAAGGCCUUUCAGCUCGACUUGCCUAGCUUACACAGUGGUAUCUUUGCUGCUACAGCUUUAUUUCAGCGAACUGGUGAGAAACGCGAGGCGCCGCCGAUUCCGCUUGCAUUCGCUGUGUGGUUGGAGUUUUCCUUUCUUAAGGGCAUCGAGGAUAUGUCAGAGCGCAUGUUCGUGGGGGCCGUUUUGCUUUGCCUAUGGGCGAGCUUGCGAUUUGGUGAUGCCCAACAUGUUCGCUGGUCCUCUUUGCUUUUCGAUUUGGCGAGUCUUCGAGGGUGGUGCUAUAAGACCAAGACGCGCCCCAGAGGAACACCCUUUGCCAUCACUUCGGGUGGCUUUUGUGGCUGCCGCGCAGGCAACGACUGGCUUGCUUUGUAUUGCCUUUCCUUGAACCAGGUCUUGGCUCAGUGCCAUUUAUGCUUCGCUGCCGAUUGUGACCCCGAUGCUCUUUUCUUUUCUUUUGAUGCGGCGGCACCUUCAUUCGUGCCUCUGUCCUAUGGGCAGGCUUUGCUCCGGCUUCGUUCUUUAGCUGCCCGGUGGUCUCAGGAGCUUGGUCUGGUGUCGGAGCAGUGGAUUGCGGGGCUUAGCCUCCACAGCCUCAAGGCCACUUUCCUUUCGUAUGGAGCUCAGACCAACCAGAGCGAGCAGGAUCGAGCGGUCCAGGGUCAUCACAAGCUUGGCUCUGUAGCUUUGUACGGCAGAGAUGAUUGUCUACCUGCCUUGCGUUUGCAACGGGCCGUGGUCUCGUGCUUUUCUGGUGGCUGGCGCGCUCAGACUCCCUUGCAGCGAGGUCUUCUUACUUUGCAGGAGCCUCCUGUGGUGCUUCCCCCUAGGGACUUUGCUUUAUACCUGGAUUUAUCCGAGGUGCAUUGGCUUCUACGCUUUGACUCUGGACCGCGUUUGGCUGAGGACUCUGAGGCCUCUGCUUUGCCGACCAAGGUCGCUUUGCCUGAGACGUCCGCCUCUUCGUCGGACCAGCCCUCUGCUGCCAAAGCUUUGCCGGUUGCUUUAUCUGCCCCUGAUCCUGGUGAGGUUUCCGAGGCAGAGUCUGAGGACCUUGGCCAGCCCGAUGAGAUCAGUUUGAUUUCUUCUUUGCAGGGCAAGGCUGGAAGCACGUUCUCGAGCCUGGCCCGGCUUUUCAGUUUUGCCGACACCCUGCUUGCAACAAGGUCGGUGGCUUGGUCACUUUGCUAUUCCGCUGCUUUUGGCUUAUUUGGUAGCCCGUCUUCUUCGCCUAUGCCGCGGUACUUUGGAUCUCAUCUGCAUUUGCUGUCGCUUUACUUUGCGCAAAAGAUGCACUCCGAGCAGUUCAAGGCCAUCAUCAGCAACCUUCCUUUGCACCAGCUUUGCAAAUAUUUGUGCGAGAAGGCGCAGGAGGAUGGUUCAGAGGUUUAUGGGACUUUGUUGUGGGUGCCGGAGGAGGGCAGACUUGCUUUGCUUGACUGCCUGACUGCAAGCCUCGAAAGCCCUCCUUUGACUCCUCGUUCGGCUGCUGGUGCUGAUACUGCGGCGGAUGCUGCUGGGGGCUCUACUUUGCCGGCGAAGGAGGGUGGCUCCUCUACUUUGCCUUCUGCGGACCCUGCUCCUUCUGUGGAUCCUGGUACUUUGCCGCACUUUGGCAAGGAUGCUGCAUCGUCCUCGGACGAUCCUCCUUUGCCUCCUCCGAAAGUCGACCCUGCAGCUGCUGCCCAGGAUGCCACCGACCCUACGUUGCAGGAUCCUUUGCAGGACCCUUUGCAAGAUCCUUUGCUGUCGGAGGGGGGCAACCCCUACCCUGCCCACUUGCACCGUACUCCUUUGCAGCCUUCCAGUGCCUCGCCGGCUUCGUCGUCUACUUUGCCACAGGCCAGCCCUGGCGCUGCCGAUGCGGCCCCUGCUUCUACUUUGGAUCCUCCUUUGGGCCAAUCUGCGGGGGAUGGUGAUGGCGCACAUGGUGGGGCCCCUGCUUCGUCUCCUUUGCAGUCUGACACCGCGGGGGACAAGCCCGGGGUUUCCUUUGAUUCUUGCUUUGAUGACAUGCCCGCGGGUGUCUACGAGAAGCUUGGGCCCUACCAUGUGCGCCGGAUCAUGCGGGUGGAAUGCCAAGAAGAGUGCGAGGAGUGUGCCAGUGGGCAUUGCGGUGCCAUUCUUGAUGACAACGAGCUCAUCGCCUUGGCUGCCUCCUUCAAGGUCCCGGACUUACUGUUGCAAGCUUUGAAGGACGAAGGUUGGGACGUGCCUUCCUUUGCUAUGUCGGCCACUUCGGUGGCUGAAGUUGAUGGUGCUCUUUCUGAGCUCGUCCCGGACUCUAGCUUCACGUUGCAGGAGAGGGCGAAUUCUCGUUUGCUUUGGCAGCGGUGUCAUGCGAUGACGUGUGGGGCUGCCUUUGCUUUGCCGGAGCCUCCGGCUGAUCCCGCUUCACUCUCAGCUCGGGAGUCGUCAUCGUCUUGGGCGAGCCCGUUUCCUCCCAAGGUUGCGGCGGAUACUUUGCAAUCCCUCAAGAAAGAGUUCCUGAAAUCUUAUACUUCCGAAGUCUUGGACCCGGAUACCUUGCCCUCGCCCCGCCUGUUGGCUCUGGUAAAGGCCAACGUCGACGCUCUUCCUUUGCGGUCAGGCUGGCGCUGGGUGGCCUGGAAGUUUCGGCUUUCGCAGAGGGCCCAUGACGAAAAGGACAGUAUUGCUUUGAACUCCAGGCCGCGGAAGAUUGCUAAGCUUGACCUUUCCGAUCUUUUGCUUGACGAUAUACCUCUUCGAGAGAUACCGUCAUCGGGCCAGCUGGGGAAUUACCAGUUGUCGCAGAUUCUUUCUUUGCACUCUGUGGCAGUCGCCCUUUGCAAAGGCUGUCACCUCAGCACCCUUCGGGCUUAUGAACGUGCUUUCUUGGAGCUCGCAACCAAGCGGUACCCUGCUGAGUUGAAUUUGCGCAGCCCUGCGGCACAGGAGCUCGAACAUGCUGAUCGCAUGCUUUGGGAACAGAUUUCUGCUCUCCUUUGCGAAGAUUGGAAGCUGGAUGACGCCUUGCACCAAGUCACUGCGGUGAGGUGGCAGCUUCUUGCGACGGAGUGGCUACCUUUCUUGGUGGUGGUCACAUUUUGCUUCUCAUGCAUUCGGCCUCCGGUCUUUGGACCCAGCGGGCUACGAGAUCUCUUCUUUUGGAGGUCGAACUCACUUUUGGGUUCUCCAGCUUUGCUAUCUCUGGAUGCUUUGGUGGCGUUGCGUCCGGUCAAGCAGGCUCGCGAUCUCCCCAUCGCGUCGCAGGAUGGAGGAGGUAUUCAUUCUAAGCCCGACUGGUCUGUGCCGCCUUCUUCGGCUUCGGGGAUAUUUUCGCAACUUCGAAAGGAUUUCCUUACUUUCAUUUUGCAACACGGUCUCCACAGGCGCCUUCGAGACCAUGUGGCUGCGGCUUCGGAAUCUCCUUUCCUUUCCGAUAAGGAGGUCCUCGCUUUUCGGGGGAUCGCCAAUCGGUGGUUCUCUGCCCAGGGUGGCCGUGACGAUGUCAAUUGGGACAAGCCCUCGGGCCAGCCUUACUGUCUCCAUGCUUUGCACUCUUUGAGUCAGGUGGUGAAGGACGCCGACAAACAUUUGUUCUUGGCUUUGCUCGAAGGGGUUCCCACAGGCUAUGAUGGCGAUAUUCCCAAAUCUCAUGUUUUUACUGAGCAUGACAGUCCCCCUUCGGAUGGUGACUUGUUGCUUUGCUUUGGGAACUGGACGGGGGCCGAGGCCGACCCCGUUCUGCUUUGCGAGCUUUUGCAGAAAGAGGUGGAUGCCGAAUGGUUGGAGACCAUUCCUUUGCACGAGGCCCAGGCUCGCUGGGGCUCUCGCCUGGCUGUGGGGAUGCAUAAUGGUGCUUUGGCGGGUUUUUCCUUGGACAUCGAGGCUGCGCACAAAACUGUUCGUGUUCGCGAACGUGACAGAGGACUUCUAGGGGUGCAGCAUCAGCUUCCAGAUGGUACUUUGCGUUAUUUAUUUUAUCGCGUUUGUCCUUUUGGGGCCGUUUUCAGUGCGCAUUGGUUCCAGCGAGUCAGUGCUUUUCUGAUUCGUAUGCUUCACCCCUUCCUUUGUGUGCGCCACUCUCUUUUCAUGUAUAGUGAUGAUUUGCUGGGCAUCACGGAACAGUCGGUGUUGGAGAUCACCUUUGCUCUGGUCCUCGCAUUUUGCGUUUGCUUUGGAUACCCCAUUUCUUGGAAGAAGCUUCAAAUGAGCCCACGUAUCCUCUGGAUCGGUUGGUGCUUUGACUUCGGCGCUGGGGGGGUCGAAGUUCCUGUCGAUAAAACUUCGAAGCUGCUUGUUGGUCUGCGUGACAUCUUGAAGCAGGACAGGGUUGACAAACGUGAGCUUCAUCGUGUUAUUGGUCUUAUUCAGUGGAUCCUGCAGCUGUUUCCUUUGCUUAAGCCGUGGAUGAACACGCUUUAUUGCGAUUUGCAUUCUCCUUUGGGCACAAAUUACAGCAUGGAUCCUGGUGAUUUCCCUUCCGUUGCCACGUUCCUGGAUGACGCUUUGACUUUUACUUCCCGCCCCCCGGGGACGGCCAUUCCUUUGGGGUCCAAACUUCUUUCGGUCCGACACGUGGACAUUAAACGCAAGAGUGAUUUGGCUCAGGUGCCCUUGACGUCCAAGCGACUUUGGCUCCGCGUUGCUGACCCAGCCAGUAGUCGGCGGCGUCUUUCGCCGGCCUCCAAGCAAUUCUUGCUUUACUGGAAGCAUUGGGCUGAGGAUCCUCCUCUUCUUCGACCUUUGCAAGUUCCUUUGGCGUCACCCGUGGAGGCGGCGGCUGACGCCAUGGCCUCAUCCAACAGGUUUGCUAUCGGCGGCUAUGUCAAGAUGCCCAGUGGCAACUUGCUUUGGUUUUCGCAGUCUUGGGUCAUGGCCGAUUUGCACUUCACCAAUUUGGAUCUCAGCGACGAUGCUCAGUCGUACAUCGCUUCCUUUGAAACCUUGGCCCAGAUUGCCUUGCUGCAUUGCGCCUCGGCCAUGAUCCCUUUUGGUCGCCUUCGCAUUCGAAUCAAAAAGUGGUGCGAUAAUGCAGGUGCAGAAAGUGUGUCUAACAAACUUUACACUCGCAAGUAUCUGCUUUGCAUUUUCGCACAACGACUUGCGCUUUUCAGCACGUAUUCGUCGAUGUCUCUGGACGUUUCGCAUAUUCCUGGCGGGUACAACAAGGACGCAGACAUGCUCUCACGCAUUGAAGAUUUUGCCGAUUUGCCUGACAGGUUUCCUUUGAGCGCGCGACUGGUUUUGGACUUAGAGCAGCUUUGGUUUCGCAGGUCUGCGGUUUCUCUGACGCCGCCUGACUUUCCACUUCGCUGGAAGAUACCUGUGAACGAGUUCUUUCGAUGA
Molecule: messenger RNA, 5943 nt
Organism: Symbiodinium necroappetens
Lineage: Eukaryota; Dinophyceae; Suessiales; Symbiodiniaceae
Source: the annotation of a GenBank genome assembly